Messenger RNA from Caenorhabditis sp. 36 PRJEB53466, 1482 nucleotides. The record is from the annotation of a GenBank genome assembly. NCBI's taxonomy places the organism in Eukaryota, Metazoa, Nematoda, Chromadorea, Rhabditida, Rhabditidae.
AUGCAGUUUCGAGUGCUCUCGCUACUUUUUGUUCUCGGAGGUUCAAGUCAGUUCUUAUUUCACUGCUAGCCUUUAUAAAAUUCUAUUUUCAGUAGUCGGAUUUUCCUAUUGUGCCGAUUCUACAACUGAUUCUCCAACAGCCAUAAACGUGGAUCGUCGAUGUGGAGAGGAUCUGGGCAACUUGUGGCUCGAUGUGGUGGCGGUGGUUGACAACUCGAUAGGAAUGACCGAUUUUGGAUUGACUGAUGUAAACUGAAAUUGAUAUAAUAUUCAAAUUAACAAAAGUUUAGAUUGCUGCGAGUAUUGCUAGUGUGUUCAGCAACAACACACGGAUCGGAGUGCAGGAUUAUGAGCCAAGGACCACCAGAGUUGGACUCGUGACAUACAAUGCGGUCGCGAACACUGUAAGCACAUAGUAGUUGGAUGGUAGUUGAAGAAAAUCGAGUUACUUCUAGGCGGCUUCUCUUGACAAAUACCAAUCGAUCAACGAUCUCUACAACGGCGUCUUCACUGAUCUCGCCAAAGUGAGCUCCACUGACGAAUCGUACCUGGCGAAUGGACUGGCGGCCGCGGAGCAAAUCCUGGAGGCCGGAAAGCAUGACUACAACCGUUCGCAUUAUCAGAAAGUAGUGAUCGUCUACGCUUCCACUUACAAGUGAGUCCAGUCCACAAAUCCGUUUGGAUGUCUGUCAAUUUCAAUCCUUCCAUUGCAGAGGAGAUGGAUCAUUGAAUCCGCUGCCAGUGGCUGAACGUCUCAAGUCCUCGGGAGUCAUCAUUGUGACGGUCGCCUACGAUCAAGCCGGAGACGGUGCUCUUCUGGCCGAUCUCGCUAAGAUCGCUACUCUUUAUUACAACUUCUCCAACACUGAUAACGGUGGAAACACGCUCGGAGAGAUUCAGGGAGCUCUGCUUCAAGGUAUAGGGCAUUCAUGUCUCGACAUCUUAUUUCUAUUUCCCAAUUCAGCUAACUGCUUCUGCCCGAACAGUUGGACUCAGUUCCGUGUCGAGUUCUCCGACGUCUACUCCUACCGUUACGGCCUCUGCCUGCAAGCAGUCGGUCUCACCGCUGUCUGGCGUGCCGCCCGUCUCUCGUGCCAAAACCGCUGGCCCGGCUCGUUCCUCGUCAACGAGUACCACUCGAACAAGCACGAUUACGUGCUCUCCCUCGUGGAGAACACCACUGGAUUCGCUCAACCGUUCACUUACCACAUCGGAUUGAGUCUGAGCGUCGGACAAUGGAAGUGGGAUCAGCCGGCCGGAGCACCGCAGAAGCCGUUGGUCGAAUGGAACGACUGGAACAACGGCUUCCCGAUCGCUUCUUCCUCGCUGACGGCGGUGCUGAAUCAGCAGUCGAGCAGUGUGGUGGCCACCGGAUGGCAGAACGUGCAGCCGUGGACCACUUCGGCCAACUACGUCUGCGAGGUCGUCUCCUGCGACACCGACAACUAUUGCGACUCGCUCGGCGAUGAACUCAAGGUCUGA